Haliotis rubra (blacklip abalone) is the source of this 1224-nucleotide messenger RNA. RefSeq lists its product as uncharacterized. Lineage: Eukaryota; Metazoa; Mollusca; Gastropoda; Lepetellida; Haliotidae. Bases 1 to 1224 code for a protein of 407 amino acids. The transcript has a single exon. The record is from RefSeq and is a predicted model, not a curated record.
AUGCCUCCAAAAGACUUGUACGGGAAAGAAUUCAGCAUCACCGCAACGCCAAAGCCAGCACCCCUCAACCAUAUCUCCGACCACAUCAACCAGUUGACCGACACACUCCAACCAGAGAUCCUCAAUUCACUCCGUUCAGCCCAGACUCAGUCCAACAAAAAGUUGUGCUUGAAGACCAAGACCAAGCACGUAAAGAAACUCCAAGAACUAAUGAAUAGCCAGCCCAAGUCCACUCCCAAGAAAGCCACCAACAUAUCCAACUAUCUCAGAAAGACUGUUGUCAACCUCAGUGAUAAAAACAUCACUGAACAGCAGGUCAACGUACUCUCCAAGGGACUAAAGUUCAUUCCAACCACACCACUCCGCAACCACGACGACUUCAUCACCAACAUUGAAAAGGGACUCCAACAACUAGCGCCAGGAGGUAAGAUUGACUACUUACGCCACCAGAUAACCGACAUCCUUGCCAAAGCCAGCCCCCAACCACCCAACCUCACAGCUGCCGAAAAACAAGCCAUCCAUCACCUACGAAACGACAAGGAAAUCACCAUUGCCCCAGCCGACAAGGGCAAGGCCACAGUCAUCCUGAACACACCGGACUUUCACAGCAUGGUCAACAAGAUCCUCCAUGACCCAACCACCUACCGCAAGAUCAAGAAAGACCCCACCGCCAAACUCAGCCGCCAACAUAAAGCCAGCCUCAAACAACUGAAAGAGAAGUACGAAAUCAGCCAGCAACUAUAUUACAAACUAGCCACAUCCAACCCACAGCCACCGUAUGCCAGAGCCACGAUAAAAAUCCACAAGACCCCACCCAAGGCCAGACUGCUUGUGUGCUCCAGAGACACUGUGUUCUACACUACCGCCCAACACCUAACGGAAAUCCCUGCCCCACUCGGUAAAACAGCGGACUCCUACAUCUCUGACUCAACGGAUUUCUGUAACAAACUCCUCAAAAUAACUGAAGCAGACCAGAUCCUGAGUUACGAUGUUGUGGACCUCUUCACAAGUGUCCCCAUAGAAGAAACUCUCCAAAUCCUCCGCCAACGCAUCUCUGAAUUAGAAACUCCCCUUGACACCAACCUCACCACUGACUCCAUCAUUGCCUCACCUCUGCCUGCAUCACCUCCACUUACUUCACCUGGGGAGACGACUACUAUGAACAAAUCCACGGCCUGCCCAUGGGCUCCCCUCUGUCCCCAAUACUCACAGAAAUCUACAUGA